UUAGAAAAUUUAACAUUUUUGGAAAUUUCUAGAAUUGGUGAUAUGGGACUGAAAUAUAUUUCAGAAUUGAAAAAUUUGAGAAUUCUAAAUAUACAUGAUCCAUGUUUUACCUUUACAAGGUAUGGACUUGAAUCCAUCAGUGAAAUGCCCAAAUUGACUUGUUUGAAAGUUAGAGAUUUGAAAAUUUGUAACGAAGGUGUCAAUUGGAUUAGUCAAUCAACUCAAUUGACUGAUUUAGAUUUUACAACCUGUACUUUAGAUCAAGGAUUAGAAUCAUUAUGUGAAAUGAAGCGAUUAACAAGUCUAUGGUUGCCAAGUUGCCCAAAAUAUGCAAACAAAGUUGAAUUAAUUGGCCAAUUGACACAAUUGACUAGUCUCAACAUUUGUGCUAGAGGAAUUAAUGAUCAAGAUGGAGUACAUAUCAAAGAAUUGACGCAAUUGACUGAACUUGAUAUUAGUCUGAAUCAAAUUGUUUUUGAAACUAUCGAAUCUAUUAGCCAAUUGACCAAUUUAAUUAUUCUAAACAUGUCCUAUUGUAAUAUUGGAGAUGAUGGAGCAUGCCUUAUUGGAGAAUUGAGUCAAUUAAGAGAGUUGAAAGUUUUAAAAAAUUUAAUUACUGAUGCAGGAGUUAUUUCAAUCAGUCAAUUAAAACAUCUUAUCAAGUUGGAUAUUAGUAAUAAUGAAAUUAGUAAGACUGGAGCUGAAUCAAUUAGUGGAUUGAGAAAUUUAACUUACCUUAAUAUUGGAUAUAAUUUAAUUGGAGAUGAGGGAUGCGAUUUCAUUUGUGAUCUGUCUCUAUUAAGAUCUCUUCAUGCUGAUAAAACUGGUAUCAGCUCAGAAGGUAUCAAGUCAAUCAGAAAUUUGAGAAAAUUGACUAGUCUUUCUUUAUCAAAU
Molecule: messenger RNA, 894 nt
Organism: Naegleria gruberi
Lineage: Eukaryota; Heterolobosea; Eutetramitea; Acrasida; Naegleriidae
Exons: 1
Biological process (GO): activation of GTPase activity; nucleocytoplasmic transport
Cellular component (GO): perinuclear region of cytoplasm; nucleus; cytosol
Molecular function (GO): GTPase activator activity; small GTPase binding
Source: RefSeq, a predicted model, not a curated record